CACAGUAAAAAGACCCUCCUUCUCACACACCGGAGUUUAUCUAAUCUAUAUAUAUCUAAGUAUAAAUUGAUUGAUUGACACCAUGCUGUCCAUGUUUCUGGAGUCCCUCGGCAUGGCGCUGUGCCUCGCCGGCUCUCUUCUGGUCAUGGUGGCGUGCGGCCUGCCCAUGUGGAAGGUCACGGCGUUCAUCGACUCCAACAUCGUGGUGGCGCAGACGAUCUGGGACGGACUGUGGAUGUCCUGCGUGGUCCAGAGCACCGGACAGAUGCAGUGCAAGAUACACGACUCGAUGCUGUCUCUGUCUCAGGACCUUCAGACGGCUCGAGCGCUCACCGUCAUCGCGGCGGUUUUUGGGGUAUUGGCGUUAGCGGUGAUGCUUGCCGGCGCUCAGUGUACCAACUGCAUCCAGGAGGAGGCGCUGAAGGGGCGCGUCGUUUUCACCGGGGGGAUCUUAUACAUCUUCAGCGGGCUCUUUGUUCUCGUGCCGCUCUGCUGGAUGGCCAACAACAUCAUCGUGGAUUUCCACAACCCUCAGAUUCCUCCGUCCAAAAAGAGGGAAAUCGGGGCGGCCAUUUAUAUCGGAUGGGCUUCUACGGCGUUAUUGUUGAUGGGGGGGGGGCUGCUGUGCUGCUCCUUCUCCCAGGGGGCGAGGGGAGGGUAUCCCAUAAAAUACACCCCCACCAAGAGCAUCGCCUCCAACGGGGACAAGAAGCACUACGUUUGAGGAACUUUCAGGGGAUUUGAAAAUGAAGCUAAAACUGCCACUAAGAAGUGUCUAGAAGUUUCCUACGUUUUUGUUUUUCCUGCAACGAGAUGAUCAGAUGCAACAGGGAGUUUGAAAAAGAAGAAUUAAGUAUAAAAGAGACUUUUUGGAAGAAAGACUUAAGUCCCAGGUUCCUCAACAGGGCAACAUGAAUAUAGGACAUAGAACAAUAACACAGAUAAAACAGUGCAAGAGUUUUUAACUUUAAGGGGACUUCUGGAGCGGUUACUUGAAUUCCUUUUUUCACCAGGGUUGACGCUGAUAGAGAAGCUUCUUGUUUUGGUGUUUUGAUUAGAAAUGCUUUGUAGAAAUCCACUUUUAUUUUAUUUUAUUUUUAGGGGGACUUCUUUGGAGCAUCACGUCCAAUGGGGACAAGAAACACUUCGUCUGAUGAAUUCUUGGGGGCUUUUGGAGCGGAGGUGAAAAUGGUUUCUGGUAAAACUGCAACUAAGAAGUAAUAAUAAUAAUAAUACAUUUCAUUUAUAUUAUAUAUAUAGCACAAUUUAAAAACAACGUCAUCUCAAGGUGCUUCGCUACGAGGAGAACAUACAAUACAAGAUAAAGUUAUUCAAUUCCUUUUUUCACCAGGGCUGAAGCUGAUAAAGAAACUUCUUGUUUGGGUGUUUUUCGACAAGAAAUGCUUCGUAGAAAUCCACUUUUAUUUUUUGGGGGACUUCUUUGAAGCCGACCUGGAUCUUUGCUCAAUGUUUGAAAUGAUGUCUGGUGAAAAUGCGACUAAAAAUGUUAUUUUUAAGUCAUUUUCAAAGUGAUGAAACUGGUUGAAAUGAACCAGGUUUGUUUGUGAUUGAGAAGAAACUCAAAGGGAUAAAACUGCAACUAAAAAUGUGUCCCGAGGUUAUUUCUCUAUAAUUCUUCUUUACAGUAAUAACGCUGAUAGAGAGGACUUUUCCAAGUGCUAUAUACAGAAUUUAGCCUAAUUUAUUUCAUGUUUUAAUUGUAAACAUGUUGGUUUUCAGUCUGCUGUUCUGUCGGGAAUGGGGAGUGUGUUUUUUGUAUUUUGGUGACUUGUUUCGAGACACAUCUGUGGUGAAAGUUUAAAAAUGAUGUUAAAUCUGCAGCUCGUUAAGACUUAACGAGCUCACUGAUGUACUCAGGAGUUAAUUAAUGCUUCAACACAAGGACUCUGCAAUCAAUUAGUGGUUAACGAGAGGCUUAAAGAGUUAAUCUGUAAUCCUUGGAUCUGUGUGUGUGUGUGUGUGUGUGUGUGUGUGUGUGUGUGUGUGUGUGUGUGUGUGUGUGUGUGUGUGUGUGUGUGUGUGUGUGUGUGUGUUCAUUGUUAAUAGACACCCCCCUCACCUCCCAGUGGACUCGUUUACUUCCUGGUUCCCACAGUGAACAGCAGGCGAUGAGAUGUUGUGAUUAAAGGGGGAUUCACAUUUAAAUACAUGUACAGUGUUUCUACUUCCUGACUGCUUUCUCAAGUAUUUUUAAUAAAACAUUCUUUUUUUUAAUAAAGUAAAAACUUGUCUGUA
Molecule: messenger RNA, 2256 nt
Organism: Notothenia coriiceps (black rockcod)
Lineage: Eukaryota; Metazoa; Chordata; Actinopteri; Perciformes; Nototheniidae
Product: claudin-9-like
Exons: 2
Coding region: 83-724 (213 amino acids)
Cellular component (GO): bicellular tight junction; membrane
Molecular function (GO): structural molecule activity
Source: RefSeq, a predicted model, not a curated record